GAGGGCCCCAGCGGGCGUGUUAGGCUGCGCGGGGCGCGGUGAAACGGCGCUUUCCCGUCCCCUCCUCCUUUCUUUCCUCCAGAAGGUUCCGCGGCGACGUGAGGGAAAAGAUGCUGGGCCAGCGCCCCGUCCUGGUGCUCAGUCAGAACACAAAGCGGGAGUCUGGAAGAAAAGUCCAAUCCGGAAACAUUAAUGCUGCUAAGACCAUUGCCGAUAUAAUCCGAACAUGUUUAGGACCAAGGGCCAUGAUGAAGAUGCUGUUGGACCCCAUGGGCGGAAUUGUCAUGACCAACGAUGGCAACGCGAUCCUCAGGGAAAUCCAAGUCCAGCAUCCGGCGGCCAAGUCCAUGAUCGAAAUCAGCCGCACUCAGGACGAAGAAGUGGGAGAUGGGACCACGUCUGUCAUUAUCCUCGCCGGAGAGAUGUUGUCCGUGGCGGAGCAUUUCCUGGAGCAGCAGAUGCACCCCACGGUGAUCAUCAGCGCCUACAGAAAGGCCUUGGAUGACAUGAUCAGCGCCCUGAAAAAGAUCAGCACCCCCGUCGACGUCAAUAACCGCGAGGCCAUGCUCAAGAUCAUCCACAGCGCCAUCGGCACCAAGGCCAUCAGCCACUGGUCCAGCCUGGCCUGCAGCAUCGCCCUCGACGCGGUCAAGACGGUGGAGUUCGAGGAGAACGGCAGGAAGGAGAUCGACAUCAAGAAAUACGCCAAAGUGGAAAAGAUUCCCGGCGGGAUCAUUGAGGAUUCCAGCGUCCUGCGCGGCGUCAUGAUCAACAAGGACAUCACCCACCCCCGGAUGCGCCGCACCAUCAAGACCCCCCGCAUCGUCUUGCUGGACUGUUCGCUGGAGUACAAGAAGGGCGAGAGUCAGACUGACGUCGAGAUUACUCGCGAGGAGGACUUUGCCCGCAUCCUGCAGAUGGAGGAGGAGUUCAUCCAGCAGAUGUGUGAGCACUUGAUCCGAGUGAAGCCGGACCUCAUCAUCACCGAAAAGGGGAUCUCAGACCUGGCCCAGCACUUCCUGAUGAGAGCCAACAUCACCGCCAUCCGGCGCGUGAGGAAGACCGACAACAACCGGAUUGCAAGGGCUUGUGGAGCUCGCAUUGUCAGCCGUCCUGAUGAGCUGCGCGAAGAGGAUGUGGGGAACGGAGCGGGACUCUUCGAAGUGAAGAAGAUCGGGGACGAGUACUUCACCUUCAUCACCGACUGCAAGGAGCCCAAGGCUUGCACCAUCCUGCUCCGGGGGGCCAGCAAGGAGAUCCUGGCGGAAGUGGAGCGCAACCUCCAGGACGCCAUGCAGGUCUGCCGCAACGUCCUGAUCGACCCGCAGCUGGUGCCGGGGGGCGGGGCUUCCGAGAUGGCGGUGGCCCACUACCUGACGGAGAAGUCGAAGGUCAUGACCGGCGUGGAGCAGUGGCCGUACCGUGCCGUGGCCCAGGCCCUGGAGGUCAUCCCCAGGACGCUCAUCCAGAACUGCGGAGCCAGCACCAUCCGCACGCUGACCUCCUUGCGGGCCAAGCACACCCAGGAAGGCAGCCAGACCUGGGGCGUCAAUGGCGAGACGGGUGCCUUGGCCGACAUGAAGGAGCUGGGCAUCUGGGAGCCCCUGUCCGUCAAGCUGCAAACCUAUAAGACGGCCGUGGAGACGGCUGUCCUCCUCCUGCGCAUCGACGACAUCGUUUCGGGCCAUAAGAAGAAAGGGGACGAGCAGAACAAGCCGGCGGGAGCUCCGGACGCGGGUCAGGAAUAACAAGGUCUUGGGUUGUCGGACGUUGGAACCACCGGCUACCCCGGUUGAAGGCGCCUCCGGAGCCCACGUUGUUUGCAAGUUGGCAGGAGAGCGGGAGGAAACGGAGGAGGAGGAGGAGGAGGAGGAGGGACCCCCCUUCGGUUAGGAGACCCCGGGCGCGUUAACUUAAGAGCGUAUACUGUAGCUUCUUUGUGGCUUUGUUAAUAAAAAGGAAAUCACAUUCA
Molecule: messenger RNA, 1972 nt
Organism: Anolis sagrei ordinatus
Lineage: Eukaryota; Metazoa; Chordata; Lepidosauria; Squamata; Anolidae
Gene: CCT3
Product: chaperonin containing TCP1 subunit 3
Biological process (GO): protein folding
Cellular component (GO): chaperonin-containing T-complex
Molecular function (GO): ATP-dependent protein folding chaperone; ATP binding; ATP hydrolysis activity
Source: RefSeq, a predicted model, not a curated record